GCCGAAUAUUCGUAAAAUUGGUAAGAAAGAAGAGGGUCGAGGAUUCGAACUCGUGGGGCUGGCAAAAAGUUUCGCACUUUACCAUUUCCUUCUCUGCAGAAAUAACAAGCCCUACUCUCUCCCUUCGUUCCCUAGGCCAAGCUCGUCCGCGCGCCACCACAGAAGCUGACUUGGCUGCCGCCGAGGCUCCGCCAUUUGACACCCUUACCCAUUUCCCACUCCAGCAGGUAUAAUGGGUGUUUCAAAGUUGCCAUCUUUCAGCCUGAUCACCCCUAAGACCAAUCCUGACCAAGUUUUUGUUCCUUCAAACACGUCUUCUGUGUUUCAACUGAAGAAUCAUCGGCGCACCAGAAGUGUCGCCAUGGCUGCCUCCACCAUACCUGCAGAGAAUGUGAAUGAGGACAAGCAGAGGGUAACUGGAGAGUCAUUUAUUCGAUCGCACUUGAAAAAAUUGUCUCCUUAUCAGCCCAUUUUACCAUUUGAGGUUUUGUCUGCUCGUUUGGGAAGGAAGCCGGAGGAUAUUGUAAAAUUAGACGCAAAUGAAAAUCCCUAUGGUCCACCUCCAGAAGCAAGUGCUGUGAUGGAAGCUUUGGGGUCUUUGAAAUUUCCUUACAUAUAUCCUGAUCCUGAAACUCGUCGACUUCGAGAGGCCCUUGCGAAAGAUUCUGGCCUUGAGGCUGACUACAUUCUUGCAGGGUGUGGUGCAGAUGAGCUGAUUGAUCUUAUUAUGCGCUGCACAUUGGAUCCUGGUGACAAGAUUGUUGAUUGUCCUCCAACCUUUACAAUGUAUGAGUUUGAUGCUUCUGUUAAUGGGGCACAAGUAAUUAAGGUCCCAAGGAAGCCGGACUUUAGCUUAAAUGUGGAACUCAUAUGUGAUGCUGUUAGACAGGAGAAACCGAAAUGCAUAUUUUUGACAUCACCAAACAACCCAGAUGGGAGUAUAAUCAAUGAUGAAGACCUAUUGAAAAUCCUUGAGCUCCCUCUUCUGGUGGUGCUGGAUGAAGCAUACAUAGAGUUUUCAGGUCUAGAAUCAAAGAUGAAGUGGGUGAAGGAGCACGAAAACUUGAUUGUUCUACGAACAUUUAGCAAAAGAGCAGGUAUAUAUUGGUGGUUCCUUGCUCUGUGCACUAUGGUUGCAGGUUUAGCUGGACUGCGUGUUGGGUAUGGAGCAUUUCCAAGCGGUAUAAUUCAGUAUCUCUGGAGAGCUAAGCAGCCGUACAACGUAUCUGUUGCUGCCGAAGUUGCUGCUUGUGCAGCAUUGGAGAAUCCUGGUUACCUGGAGAUGGUGAAAGAUGCAUUGGUACAAGAAAGGAAGAGGCUUUAUCAACUUCUGGAGGAAGUACCCUUUCUGAACCCAUUCCCAAGCUACUCCAAUUUCAUUCUUUGUGAAGUUAAACCUGGGAUGGACGCUAAGAAGCUCAAGGAAGCUCUAGCAGACAUGGGUGUGAUGGUACGACACUAUGACAAGAAAGAACUGAAGGGAUUUAUUCGGAUAUCAGUUGGGAAACCUGAGCAAACGGAUACCUUGAUGCGCUGCCUAAACUCCAUUUCCUGAUUCUUGGCAUAUUGGCCAUUCCCUUCUUUACAAUUUCAGAGGUUGAUUUUGUAGCAGAAUGUUUACUUUCUAAUCUACAUUCUUGAUGAAUACGUUGUCAAGACCGAAAUCCUUGAUCUUUCAUUGCAAUGUUUACAAAACUGUAUCAAAGAUCGAACUUGUCGAGGCUUACUGAUCAUUCAAGGUAAUUAUUAUGAGUAAAAUUGUCAUAAACGAUAUACAAACUGGUCAUUAGUAACGAUUUAACUGGUACAAGUUACCAGUACUGCAAUACAAACACUCAAGAGAAGCAGAUUUAAUAUCAACAUUAGCAAAAACAAAAGCAAUUUCUUC
Linum tenue is the source of this 1888-nucleotide messenger RNA. NCBI's taxonomy places the organism in Eukaryota, Viridiplantae, Streptophyta, Magnoliopsida, Malpighiales, Linaceae. The record is from the annotation of a GenBank genome assembly.